AUGUCUCUCUAGUCUGUGAGUUUUGAUGCAGUGGAAUAGACGUGCAUUUUUAUUGUCAAUGCUUGCACCGCUCACCAUUGUAUGUGAUUAUAAACUUGUAGCAAGAUGUCAAAAGGUGUCUGGAAGAAACGCGACCUCUCCACGGCUGGAGGAGCCUCGUUCAUCUGCCUCGUGAUGAUGUUUCUUCUCGUCGCCGUUAUCAAACACCGGGGGACUCUCGUGGAGGAAGGUUCCACCGGGAGAGAGUUCGGGACUCGCUCCCUGCAAAGUUUAAACAGCAUGAAUAAUAAUGACGAACCCGUUAACCAGGCUCCAGCCGAGGAUCGGGUCGGGGAGAAUUGUCAGGCGACCCAGGUCAAGGGUUUCUCGGCGUACUUCAGUGAGUUGAGCCGGGGGAAGCGGGCGGUGGAGCACAGAGCGGUGAAGGCUCGUGAUCCUACACCGGUGGAGGAGCUCAGUCCGGCGGAUGUGUUCAUAGCGGUGAAAACCACCAAGAAAUAUCACCACACCAGGCUGGAUCUACUGCUGGACACGUGGAUCUCUACAAACAUGCCACAGACAUAUGUAUUCACCGAUGGAGAGGAUGACAGGCUGAGGAAGAGGAUGGGGAGUCACAUGAUCAAUACGAACUGUUCAGCGGCCCACAGUCGCCAGGCUCUGUCCUGUAAAAUGGCCGUCGAAUACGACACUUUCAUCAGCUCUGGCAAGAAGUGGUUCUGCCAUGUGGAUGACGAUAACUACGUGAACAUACGUCCCCUUGUGAAGCUCCUGUCUCACUACAGCCACGCCCACGACGUCUACAUUGGCCGGCCUAGCCUCGACCGACCGCUAGAAGCCACCGAGAGGUUUGGCGACGCCCACACGCGUCCAGUGCGUUUCUGGUUUGCCACAGGAGGAGCUGGGUUCUGUGUUAGUCGAGGUCUCGCCCUCAAGAUGAGCCCCUGGGCCAGUGGAGGUAAUUUCAUGACAACAGCUGAUCGUAUUCGUCUCCCUGACGACUGUACGAUUGGUUACAUCAUCGAGGCAUUGCUAGGGGUUGGUCUUAUCCGCUCCCCACUGUUCCACUCUCACCUGGAGAACCUUCAGCUGGUGUCACCGACACAGAUACACCACCAGGUGACUCUGAGUUAUGGAACGUUUGACAGUAAGAGAAACAUAAUCAAUGUAAGAGGAGCGCUCUCAUUGGACGAAGACCCUACCAGGUUCAGGUCUGUCCAUUGUGUCUUGUACCCAGACACUCCGUGGUGUUCAGCCCUGACCUGGUACUGAGGUACUGACCCCACCAGUCCAGAGACACGGAAAGAGGGGAGAAGACGAGAGAUGGAGCAAAGACACAGAAGGGGGCGAUAGACAGAGGAGAGAAGUGGAGAAGAGGGACUAGAGAUAUCAAUGAAUGGAUAGACAGAGGAGAGAAGUGGAGAAGAGGGACUAGAGAUAUUGAUGAAUGGAUAGACAGAGGAGAGAACAGGAGAAACAGCCAAUAGCCUCCCUCUGUAUGGUUCCAGAAUGAUGAUGUCAUGAUACGGUACCUUCUGACCAUAGAACGGCUUUCUCCAGCUCUCAUGUCCUGCUUGCUGUCACAGGGAUGGAGUCGGAUCAUUUUGGGGUUCCUAGGGCCUCGGGGGGGGGCACCUCGUGGGACGACACUGGAUCUCUCCGUCACCGGAUCCUUACGCCCUCUAACCCUUGACCUCUAACCCCUGGUCCCUCCCAGAGAGGCCUGGUGGGGGGGGGGGGGGAGACGAGCGCGACGUUGUUGUGAAGUUGCUGAUUGCAGAUGUCUCUGUGUGUUGCAGCUCGAACAGAGAGCCUCUGUUUCCAGGCUGUUGUGUCGCUCCGCUGUGUAGCCUGAGUUCCAGCCUGUUGUGUCGCUCCGCUGUGUAGCCUGAGUUCCAGGCUGUUGUGUC
Molecule: messenger RNA, 1907 nt
Organism: Oncorhynchus masou masou (cherry salmon)
Lineage: Eukaryota; Metazoa; Chordata; Actinopteri; Salmoniformes; Salmonidae
Product: beta-1,3-N-acetylglucosaminyltransferase lunatic fringe-like
Exons: 8
Coding region: 106-1269 (387 amino acids)
Biological process (GO): regulation of Notch signaling pathway; pattern specification process
Cellular component (GO): Golgi membrane
Molecular function (GO): O-fucosylpeptide 3-beta-N-acetylglucosaminyltransferase activity
Source: RefSeq, a predicted model, not a curated record